AUGAAUCAACUAUUAAGUGCAUUAAAUACGGUCUCAGACAAAUUUGAGGUCAUACAAACAAAUGGAGAAUUGUUGCGAUCGCGGCAUAGGUUACACGAGACAGCUCUUUUGUGUUUUGGUGGCGGAUAUGAUCUUGGAUUUCUCUCAUCGCUGAAACCCGAAGGAUGUGCUAUUGUACGUGAUUAUAUUCAAUCAGGAGGAAAAUACCUCGGUCUCUGUGCUGGAGCCUAUUUUGCCUCUUCGCGUUGAGAUGCGGUUGGACCUCAUUUUCCCGGUUUUAAAUACAAUAGUGAAACGGGCAGUAGUGCCGUGUCAGUCGUUCGAGCCGAUAUUGGGAGUACAAAUGCAAGUGUUCCAGCCGCGCUUGCCUACUUCAACGGUGGGUGCACUUUCCGCUCAGUGGAGUGGAAGAACUCGACAGUUCUUUAUAACUAUGGCAAUUCGAGUGACCCGGCAAUAAUCCUCUCCCAUUUGGGCAAAGGUAUGGGUAUACUUAGCGGUGUUCAUAUAGAAUACAAUCCAAGCGAUUUGGAGGCUCUGAAUGCCGGAGCACAUUCGCAGUCCGUGGCAUCCAAAUUGAAAGCGGACGAUGCAAAUCGGUUGCAGCUGUGGCAUGAACUUUUAUCCAUCUUAAUUGAUUUGAAAAAUUAG
Molecule: messenger RNA, 651 nt
Organism: Echinostoma caproni
Lineage: Eukaryota; Metazoa; Platyhelminthes; Trematoda; Plagiorchiida; Echinostomatidae
Source: the annotation of a GenBank genome assembly